AUGUUACAUCCCCCCUCCACCACCAAACCGAUUCCCGAAGCACCAGUACGGAAUCAGAAAUCUAAAUCAAAUCCAAAUGCAACAACCUUGUUGCAUACCCAAUCAACUGCACCUACCUCCAGUCAAACCCGACAUCCAAUUUUCGACAUCACUGAAGGAAAGGUUUCCUGCGAGGAGGCAUCUAUUUCUUCGACCGACAGUGAUUCUCAUAUCCAAGCCAACUUUUCAACCAACAACGAAAAGACAUUGCUUCCCACAGCCCAAGUACACAUCGAGCAUUUGGGCCAACUUUUCCCGUUAAGAGCUUUAAUAGAUCAAGGCUCUCAAAAAACCUUCAUCGCGGAAAUGGUUCAAAAUCAUCUAAGACUCCCAACUAAUCGAGAAAAUUUUUCAGUUACCGGCAUGGGUGGAAAGAUUGUGGAAAACGCAACACGGGUUUGCAACAUUCGUCUCGUAGCCAAACGUCAUGACAUUCGCAUCGAUACCAAGGCUAUUGUUCUCCACAAAUUGACUAGCUUCUUACCCACUUCCCAAUUCAAAAAACCCCCACUUUCAGAUAUAAAAGGUCUGGACCUCGCCGACCCACACUUCUAUACUCCCGCUCAGAUCGACUUGGUAAUAGGUAGCGACCUAAUACCUGAAAUUCUUCUCGAAGAAGUCCAACACAAAGUUCUUGGCAGCCUUCUCGCGCAAAAUACAAUUUUUGGAUGGUACUUGAGCGGACCAUUACAAGCAACAAACUGCUCAACUUUUCACACUUAUGUUGCAGAGGAUUUGAGCGAAAGUCUUGAUUCUCAACUUAAGCGGUUCUGGGAAGUAGAGGAGAUCGCUGAAUCACAUCCUGCUUCAGCAGCAGAUGCGUAUUGCGAAAAGCUGUUUCACGACACCACCUAUCGGCAAACUGAUGGACGAUAUGUGGUCCGAUUGCCAUUCAAAUCGGAAUUCUCCUCUAAGCUGUCUCUAGGUCCAUCUCGUGCCCACGCAAUGAAGCAAGCGAUCCGAAUGGAGCACAUGCUCAAUAAGAAACCCGAGCUUAAGAAGGAGUAUAUUCGGGUCUUAGACGAAUAUCUGACCUUAGACCACAUGAAACCUAUCACUUCGGAUGAAAUUCACCAAAAUGAUAAUUACCACUCCUACUAUCUACCCCAUCACUCCGUCAUUAAACCCGACAGCAAAUCCACCAAAGUUCGCGUGGUAUUUAAUGCUUCCAAACCAUCAGCGUCCGGAGUGUCUCUAAAUGACAUUUUGCAUAUCGGUCCCACUUUACAAACAGACCUCAUGAUUGUAAUCUUAAAUUGGCGUUUGUACAGAUACGUCUUUAACGGCGACAUCCAAAAAAUGUACCGCCAAAUUCUGUUGCAUGAAGACGAUCAACAGUUUCAACGAAUUCUCUUCCGUAGAGAAAACGAGACCCAACUUAGAGAUUUCGCGCUUAAAACCGUAACAUUUGGGGUAAAUUGCGCACCAUAUCUCGCCAUCCGUACCUUGCACCAAGAAGCCAAGAGAAUUCUAACCGAAGAAACUUAUGUCGAUGACAUACUGACUGACGGGCACGAUAUUCCUACUUGUCUCACCACACAAUCCCAAAUUAUCCAAUGUUUGCUCUCAGCCGGUCUGCCUUUGAAAAAAAUAACAGCUAAUCACCCCGAACUGCUUAAACACAUCCCGACCGAAGAUUUGCUCGAUUCCAAUUUUCUCAAACUUGAUUCCUCUAGCUCUACCAAAACUCUUGGCAUUCGUUGGAAUGCCUUAAACGAUGCAUUCUCUUAUUCAACCGAGCCCAUCCAACCAACUACAAGUGCUACUAAGCGGCAAAUUUUAUCCUCGGUUUCGAAACUUUUUGACCCCGCAGGGUGGCUAGCGCCUAUUAUUAUUCAGGCAAAAAUACUCUUGCAGCAGAUAUGGUUGGAUGGCACUGCAUGGGACGAAUGCGUUAAACCACUCUCACUUCAAAAGUGA
Messenger RNA from Rhagoletis pomonella (apple maggot), 1959 nucleotides. RefSeq lists its product as uncharacterized. Lineage: Eukaryota; Metazoa; Arthropoda; Insecta; Diptera; Tephritidae. The record is from RefSeq and is a predicted model, not a curated record. The coding region runs from base 1 to 1959 and encodes 652 amino acids. The transcript has a single exon.